Messenger RNA from Cheilinus undulatus (humphead wrasse), 1243 nucleotides. RefSeq names its product adenosine receptor A1-like. Gene Ontology annotation, molecular function: G protein-coupled adenosine receptor activity. Lineage: Eukaryota; Metazoa; Chordata; Actinopteri; Labriformes; Labridae. The transcript is spliced from 4 exons. The coding region runs from base 304 to 861 and encodes 185 amino acids. Gene Ontology annotation, cellular component: membrane; dendrite; synapse. Gene Ontology annotation, biological process: G protein-coupled adenosine receptor signaling pathway. The record is from RefSeq and is a predicted model, not a curated record.
CGAAGAAGGACUUCUGAAGAAGCUACACAAAUACUAUUUGCUUCUUGCCUAGAAGAACAGAACUUAGAUUUCUGUGAAGUGGUAGAAGCAAGACUGAGGACUUCAUUCCACUGCUGUCUCUUCCUCAGCUGUGUGGUCAUCUUCUUUACAUUGGUAUCGGUUUUGUGUCUCGUGGCUAUCGCAGUGGAUCGAUUCCUCCGGGUGUACAUCCCUCUCAGGUAUAAAAGGACGGUUACACAGAGACACUCUCUGCUUGUGGUAGCAGCAUGCUGGCUUGUUUCAGUGCCUCUGAGCUUUGCUCCCAUGCUUGGAUGGUACAACCACCACACUUAUGUCUCAGUCAACUCUACCUUUCUGUGCCGGUUUAUAGAUGUGAUCCCGUUGUCAUAUCUGGUUUACUUCAACUUCUUUCUCUGCACCCUGACUCCUCUGUUGGUGAUGACUGCGCUGUACGGCUACAUCUUCUGCACAAUUAGAGGAGUCCUCAGGGUGAAACCAGGCAACGGUGCCCAACAACAGUCUCAAAACUAUUUGAAGAAAGAGAACGAACUGGCAGGAUCUCUAUCUCUGGUCCUGGCUCUGUUUGCUCUGUCCUGGCUCCCUCUCCACAUCAUGAACUGCAUUGCUUACUUUGGUACUCAUGUACCCCACCAAGCUUUCUUUUUGGGCAUCCUGCUUUCUCACGCUAACUCGGCUGUAAACCCAGUUGUGUAUGCAUUUAAAAUCGAGAAGAUCAAAACAGCAUACCUGAAGCUUUGGAGAGAGUUAACUACAUGUGGAAUAGAAAACCAAGGGUCUCAAACAAGCCAGACAACUGACAACCCCAGCAGUAACAUGAUCAGUGGGGCCCAAAUUGAGUGAACCUGCUUGCUUGUAUACAUCUUGAAAUUAAGAGCAAGUAAUGGGUGGACAGAAUGGACUGGAGUGUUUAAAAGAAGAUGUCCUUAUCACAACGAGCCAUCAUUUCUGCGAGUAUUAGCCACAGCUAUCCUAACUUUGCUGUAAAAGAGCUACACAUAAAUCAACCAGUAUGUUUCCGUACAUAGUUAAGGUGGCUGCUUUUAUGGGAACAAAUUUAGCUCAGCUGGUAGAGCGAAUGCCUAUGUAAAGAACAAGGUUAGAAUACUUUUUGAUUUUUCAUUAGUUUUUAUUUUUUAUUUCAUUUUCACUUUCUGUGUUCGAUUCCAGUUUAGUUUUUAUUAGUUUUGACUGCUGGCUUGUUGGUUUAGUUUAGUUUUUAUUU